AUGAAAGGUUUGAGGACCAUCACACUUACUUGUGUUCUCACCCUGUUACUACUGGCGACGUUUGUCUCGCAGUCGUGGGGCGCACCGAAGGGCUCUUUCCAACGAAGAAACUGGAGCCCGCAGGCCAUGUUGUACCUCAAGGGCACACAGGGACGCAGGUUCAUCUCAGAGGACCGAAAAGAAGGAGAUAUCUACGACACAUUACACUUAGAGACCCGCAGUCAGAACACAGAGAAGCUGAGUGUGGACCAGGCAGCCACUGUCCUGCUCAACUUCCUGCAGCAGGCCAAAGAGGGAGCUGAUGAAAACCCAGACGAGGUCUAUUUCCAGGAGCUGCCGGUGUGGAAGAGAGAAUUCUUCUGA
Molecule: messenger RNA, 363 nt
Organism: Hippoglossus stenolepis (Pacific halibut)
Lineage: Eukaryota; Metazoa; Chordata; Actinopteri; Pleuronectiformes; Pleuronectidae
Gene: spx
Product: spexin hormone
Exons: 6
Coding region: 1-363 (120 amino acids)
Molecular function (GO): neuropeptide hormone activity
Source: RefSeq, a predicted model, not a curated record